GAUCACUCAAAUUUACGGGGCCAUUGCCUACCAUUCACCCACAAGUACCAGAAUUUACUUCUCUCCCCCUAUCCUCCAAGUACAUCCAAUUUCAUCAAGCUAAUCCACUACAAGCUUGCUCAUCUGGAAGGCUCCUCACCAUGGGGCCCAAGGCAGCUGCCAAAAACAAAAAGAGGCGAGAUAAGAAGCGAGAAAGAAACGCCAGAGAGGCGGAAGAGGAAGGCCAAUCGAGCUUUCUCGCUCAAAGCUCUAGUCUACAGGAAAUCGCCGCCCCCGCUGGCCAACAGGAGCUUUCUAUCGAAUCAAAUGGGGCUGGAUCUGCCAACAAUCUUCCCCCAGCCCUUCCAGACCAAGCGCCACGACAUCAAUUGCCUCAAAACUUUACCUCAUCGUCCCAGUAUUCAGGGGUAGCUCAGAGCCCAGCCAUGCCACCUCCGACACCAAGUAACAAUCCUACACCCUUUGUCCCUGGAACUUCCCAGAACCCACAAAGCUAUAAAGCUCAUCCUGACGAUACUGGCGAAAAUCUUAGGCAGGCUCUUGCAAAGUUGCAAAUAGGUCUCAAUCAUGCCAAUGUUGGGGCAACACAUAAACUAUGUGCGAAUUAUUUCCCAAUCAAAGUCAACAUCGGCAUCAUAUUCCAGUACCCGUUGACAAUAGUCAGAAUGAGUGACAAUGAAAGGGGCAUCAACAGAAAUCAGAAGAAACGAGUCGUACAUAUACUCAUGCAGAAGCUCAACGAGGCUAACGAUCAGACUGCAAUAGCCACCAACUAUCACGACCAAAUCCUUUCUGAUAGCGGCAAUCUCAAAGCCGAGAAUUUCGAGAUACCUGGGGAAGUAAUCAUCGGUUACUAUGAUGAAUACCAAAAUCAUCCACCUCCGAACCCAAGUCAAUUUCAGAUCACGAUUUCCCAGCCCAAGGCUCUCCGUUAUGAUUCGCUUUUCCGAGAUCUAAGCUUGAAGUCAGAUGUGCACACGGACUACCCCGAUAAAGAGGAUGCAAUCAACGCACUGAACAUCAUUUUCAGUUAUGGGCCAUAUCAAGCUUCAUUUGCGGAUAACCCAACCACAACCCCGAGCACGAAUGUUCCGACACUUACAACAGUCGGAGGCCAUCGAUUCUACGGAGUUGUCCAACCGCAGCACUCCGGCCAGACGGCGACAGGGCCCACUCUCAAUCACUACCGCCCGACUCUGGACCGACACAGUAUCCUCGGUUUCUCCAGAAGUGUUCGCUCGCACAAGGGCGAAAAGGGAUCACUAAAUCUCAAUGUCAACACGGCAACGGCUAUUUUUUACCGUGAAGGAACAGUUUCACAACUGAUACAACGUUGGCGAGAUAACACGCACGAUCACAGCGACCAAGCCCUUGCGGGCUAUCUUUCCGGCGUUACUGUUAGAACCAUGUACCAUUCGAAUGACCAGAACUAUCUUACCACCAUUUGCGGAGUUCCAAGAAGGCCACCAGGUCUACCAGCGAAUCAGGAAGUCCAAGAUGGCAAUACACCAAUGCGUGCGCCAGGUUACAACGGGGACCAGCUCGUUCGAGCAUACUUCUCCUCCAUGUACAACAUACACAGUUCUUGUGCUGUCAGAGUUGUCAUGAUAGGCAACCCUAGGGACCCGUCUCUUGCCCCAGCAAAUCAACUGUGGGUUUUGCCCGGCCAAAUGUACAGAGAUCCUUUGGAGAAACCGUUCGGUGCAAUCCGACCGUCUCUGAAUAAUAGACAGAAGAUAUUAGAUCUUGGUCCUAGGCUUUUUUACGAAGCGGGCAGCAAAGGAGCGGCCGAGUUCCAGCUCGAACUGUCCAAAGAAAUGUUGCAAGUGCCCGUCGACAGAUUGGAAACUCCGCUAAUCGAGUAUUUGUUGAGAAAAGCCAACGGACGGAACAACCCCAAGGGGCUUGACAAGGGCAAAUGGAAUCUUCGAGAUUGCGAAUUUUCUAAGACACCCACUCAACCAAUCAUGUGGACAUGUUUUUCAUUGACUCAGUUUCCAGUUCCAGGCCUAGAUGGUAAAGUGAAAGCUUUUCAAGGCAAAUUUGACGAAGCCUUGAAGAUCUACGGUGUAAGGCUCACCCACCGCAAUUUGACUACAGGUAUGACGAGCAUGAGCCCCUGGUGUUACCAAUAUACGGGCCGCCUUCAAGACUACUACAGUGGUCUUGAGGAGUUGUUCGCAAAGAUCUCUGCUGGUGGUUCACGGAUGGUAGUUCUACUGCUACCGAAAAAAGACCCUGAGCUUUACGGCGCCAUUAAAAGAAUCUGUGACACCUCUGUGGGCGUCGUCAGUAUCUGCCACGUCAUGGAGAAGGUGGACGGUUCCUUUGAACCAAAAAGCGAUGUCACCUUCUUUGGGAAUUUGUGCAUGAAAGCGAAUCUGAAGCUCACGUCUUCGAGUGUUUUGACAGUGAAUCAACGAUUGACACACACGCCACCUAUUCUUUCGGACGUUUGUAUGAUCAUGGGAAUCGAUGUGACACAUCCUGGUCCAUGGUCAUACCAUCGCGCUCCAAGUGUUGCAGCAGUGGUAGGGAGCACGGACGGUGCUUUUGCUCAAUGGCCAGCAUCUUUACGAGCCAAUUAUCCUCGGACCGCGAAUGACAAGAAGAAAAAAGAGGCGAUGGAGGAAGUUGUUCCCUUGAAGACAAUGGUUCUUGAACGCCUCAACGAUUUCAAGCGGAGACUUCCUAAUCACCCACUAAAGAGGCUGAUAGUCUACCGAGAUGGACUAUCUGAGAGUCAGUUUCGUAUGUGUCAGGAGCGCGAACUUGCAUCCAUCAAUGCUGCUCUUGAUGAGUUCACACAAGACAAUCAGGAUGUCAAGCCAAAGGUACUUCUGAUCUGUACAGUUAAGCGACACCAAACUCGUUUGUUCCCGAUUCCUGGACAACAGACAAAUCCAAUUUUGACCAAAAACCAUGACGAAGGAGCCCCAAACAACCCACGUCCCGGUACCUGGGUGAGCGAUCGAAUCACCUAUGGAGAAGGAAACGACUUUUUCUUGUACAGCCAUCAGGCGAUUCAAGGAACAGCCAGACCCACUCACUACGUUAUCCUGCACAACGAAGAAAAGCAUGGCCUUAGGACGAUUGCUCAAAUGACGCAUCAAUUGUGUUAUUUGUUUGGCCGAGCAACGCGUUCAGUCAGUGUCUGUCCAGCUGCCUACUAUGCAGACCUUGCGUGUGACCGCGCCCGGCACUAUGUUCGACGAUUCUACCAUGCUCCGAACGCACAUGGUCCAAGGGAAACUUUCGAUACUGAGAGAGAUGGUCCUGAGUUUGACCGACUCCUUAGACCUCACGAUAACAUCAAAGGAACCAUGUUCUACAUCUGAACUUGGGCCUUUUUACUGGCUAGCUAUUGUCAAGAGACUUGCUUUUGGGAAUUUUGGCUACGGUGAAGCAGAAAAAAAGCGAGAAAGCCAGUAAAUUGUUCACGGCGUGAUAAUGCUGACCUCAAAGUGACCAGCAACACUUUCUGAGACGAUACGAGAAGGUCUUAAAUGGAGAUGAGAAGUCCAAGACGUCGAAUCACUAGAAUAAUUCGAAAUGCCGAUUGGGGCAACCAAAAAAAAGGAAAAAUGGAGGCGGAAGCAGGUCGAAUUCUGUUGUUUAUCACGAGUCCACGCAUUGUCCUGAGCUACUAUUUCACAUGCUAGCAAUCGUUUCUUAGUCCCAAUUUCAUACCGUCAAAAAAGAUUCCGUAUGUCUAUUCGAUCAAUAUCUGGAA
Exophiala mesophila is the source of this 3733-nucleotide messenger RNA. RefSeq lists its product as uncharacterized. Bases 141 to 3338 code for a protein of 1065 amino acids. The transcript has a single exon. NCBI's taxonomy places the organism in Eukaryota, Fungi, Ascomycota, Eurotiomycetes, Chaetothyriales, Herpotrichiellaceae. The record is from RefSeq and is a predicted model, not a curated record. Gene Ontology annotation, molecular function: nucleic acid binding; protein binding.